Hevea brasiliensis (rubber tree) is the source of this 2066-nucleotide messenger RNA. Its product is annotated as CBL-interacting protein kinase 32. Gene Ontology annotation, molecular function: ATP binding; protein kinase activity. The record is from RefSeq and is a predicted model, not a curated record. Bases 343 to 1776 code for a protein of 477 amino acids. The transcript is spliced from 14 exons. NCBI's taxonomy places the organism in Eukaryota, Viridiplantae, Streptophyta, Magnoliopsida, Malpighiales, Euphorbiaceae. Gene Ontology annotation, biological process: protein phosphorylation; signal transduction.
UUUUGUACAUGAUCUGUAUUCAGGUUCUUAUGUUCACUCUGAAUGCUAUCUUUGUGAUGGCUUCUGUCCUAAGGGAAUGGAGUUGACUGUUUGUAAUUUUUGAGAAGUGUGAUGAAAAAUUCAGCUUUUUGUGUGAAAAAUUACGCUUGUAAUGUUCAAUAUGAAGCCUGAUGGGAACAGUUGUUCAUUUAAAAUUCCGAUUGUUUUAAUUUUCAUGUCUGCGAUACAAGCUCAAAUAUUAUCGAAAAGAUUGAUCUGGAGACGUAAACGUUAUCAGAUCCCAAAAAAUGGAGACAAAUUUCUGUUCAUAAAGAUUGACCUGGGAAAUGGCCGAAAAUUUUCAUGUCUGUUAAAAUUGUGUUGCAGUUAUCUGGAACUUAUUCUUUGAUAUGCGUUUCAGGAAGAGCAUUUGAAAGUUUGCAGAACUGUGAAGGAACUUCAAUCUAUAUAUUGACAAUGAGUCAACCUAAAAUCAAGCGUAGAGUGGGUAAAUAUGAGGUGGGAAGAACAAUUGGUGAGGGAACAUUUGCAAAAGUAAAGUUUGCCAGGAACUCCGAGACAGGGGAGCCUGUGGCUCUGAAGAUUCUUGACAAAGAGAAGGUUCUUAAACACAAGAUGGCUGAACAGAUCAAGCGAGAGAUAGCAACAAUGAAGCUUAUAAAGCAUCCAAAUGUUGUUUGUUUAUAUGAGGUGAUGGGAAGCAAGACAAAGAUAUUCAUUGUCUUGGAGUUUGUUACUGGGGGAGAGCUUUUUGACAAAAUUGUAAACCAUGGACGGAUGAGAGAAGAUGAAGCUCGGAGAUAUUUCCAGCAGCUUAUUAACGCAGUUGAUUACUGCCACAGUAGGGGUGUCUACCACAGAGACCUGAAGCCAGAAAAUCUGCUGUUGGAUGCUUAUGGGAACCUCAAAGUUUCUGAUUUUGGACUAAGUGCAUUGUCCCAACAAGUCAGGGAUGAUGGUCUACUUCAUACUACUUGUGGAACUCCAAAUUAUGUUGCUCCUGAGGUUCUUAAUGAUAGAGGUUAUGAUGGGGCAACUGCAGACAUGUGGUCUUGUGGAGUGAUACUUUUUGUACUGCUUGCAGGGUACUUGCCUUUUGAUGAUUCUAAUCUUAUGAACCUGUAUAAAAAAAUUUCUGCAGCUGAGUUCACUUGCCCCCCUUGGCUUUCUUUUGGUGCCAUGAAAUUAAUCACUAAAAUUUUGGAUCCUAAUCCUAUGACUCGCAUCACUAUACCUGAAAUCUUGGAAGAUGAAUGGUUUAAGAAAGAUUAUAAGGCCGCUGUAUUUGAGGAGAAAGAAGACACCAACUUGGAUGAUGUUGAAGCUGUUUUUAAGGACUCAGAAGAACAUCAUGUAAUGGAGAAGAAGGAAGAACAGCCAACAGCUAUGAAUGCAUUUGAGUUGAUUUCUAUGUCAAAAGGACUAAAUCUCGGGAAUUUGUUUGAUACAGAACAGGGAUUCAAGAGGGAAACAAGGUUCACAUCUAAAUGCCCUGCUAAUGAGAUAAUCCAUAAGAUUGAAGAAGCUGCAAAGCCUCUUGGUUUUGAUGUUCACAAGAAAAACUACAAGAUGAGGCUUGAAAAUAUGAAAGCUGGGAGAAAGGGAAACCUUAAUGUUGCCACUGAGAUUUUCCAAGUGGCGCCUUCUCUACAUAUGGUUGAAGUGCGGAAAGCAAAAGGAGACACUUUGGAAUUCCAUAAGUUCUAUAAAAAUCUUUCAACCUGCCUCGAUGAUGUUGUCUGGAAAACUGAGGAUGACAUGCAAGAAAUGAAGUAAAAAUAGGGCCCCUGUCUUGAAGAGAUCAGAUCACCAUCUUUUGUUUAUGUUGCCUUGCCAAUUGUGUCAUUCUUGUUCUAUAUAUAUCUUCAUUCUUUACCACCCUCGUUUCCUGGGACCAUUUUCUACUCUGUACAAUUUGAGAGACAUGUCUUCACCAAUUGUUUUCCUCGCUAUUAUUGUUGGAAAGCAUGGAAAAUUCUCCUUGUUUGGUUUUCUCAUUUACUGGAAGAUGUUAAAAACGAGAGAUUUGGCAAAUUAAAGUGUUUAUAUGUGUUUCCUUUUUGGUA